AGAACUGCUCUGAGAUGUUUGGAGCUCCUCCAAACAUCAGUGACUCUCACACCGGCAUAGAUUGACUAACCACACUGAGACUUUCUACACAAAUCAGGGACCGAGUUUCAAAGCUCUAACAGGUCGGAGUACCUUUGGCCUUCAUCAGGAGCGGCCCGGAAACUCCGAGGAGCUGAGGCUGCAGACUGAUAAGGAAACAAAAAGCUCUUGAGGCAAAGAUGGACUCCAAGAAAAAUGGCAACACACAAGUCCAGGGACCUGUGGGGGGCAUCUUUUUGGAGAAAACAAAGGAGAAGAUAACCAUAUAUCAAGCCAUGAAGAAACGUCUGCUUAAGCCAGGAACAGCAUUAGCCCUGCUGGAAGCACAAGCAGCCACAGUAGGUAUCGUAGACCCAAUAAACAACAGAAUACUUCCUGUUGUAGAUGCUGUUAAGGAGGGAAUAGUUGGACCGGAGAUGAAAGAAAAGCUCCUCAUAGCAGAGAAAGCUGUCAGUGGCUAUGUAGACCCCUACACUAACCAAAUGAUAUCUGUAUUCCAAGCUAUUCGAAAAGAUUUAGUCCCAAUAGAAUAUGGAUUGAGGCUGCUGGAAGCACAGAUUGCCACAAACAGCCUGGUUGAUCCUGUCGAGAAGUCAACUAUUUCAGUUGAAUCAGCAAUUCAAAAGGGCUACUAUGAAAAAGGUUUGCUCAAUGACCAGAUGUCUGAGCUCAAAGUAUUCUACAAUCCAAGCUCACAAGAAAAUCUAAACUACCAAAACCUCCUAGAAAAAUGCACCGUGGAGCCUGACACAGGCCUGGUGCUCCUUCCUGUUAGCAUCACUUUUAAAGGUCUGCGGAGAGGUAUUUCCUCCACUGAACUUUUUGAGUCAAAGAUCAUUGACAAACAAACAUUUGAUGACCUACAGAAGGGAAAGACUAACACACAGGAUGUGAUGUUGAUGGAAACAGUGAAAGAAUACCUGGAAGGCAAAGGCAGUAUCGCAGGCAUUGUUGUACUCUCUUCUAAUCAGAGAAUGAGCAUUUAUGAAGCCAUGAAGAAAGGUAUACUGAUGCCUGGAACAGCACUUGUUCUACUGGAGGCACAAGCUGCAACUGGAUUCGUGAUUGAUCCUGUAAAAAAUAAAAAGUACACUGUGGAUGAGGCCAUCAAAAACAACGUUUUUGGCCCAGAAUAUCAUGCAAAGCUGCGUUCUGCUGAGCGAGCAGUUACUGGCUACAAAGACCCAUAUUCAGGUGGAACUUUAUCCCUGUUUCAAGCCAUGUCAAAAGACCUCAUGGUUAAGGAACAUGGGAUCCGCCUUCUUGAGGCGCAAAUUGCUACAGGUGGAAUAAUAGAUCCCAUCAACAGUCACAGACUACCAACAGAAAUGGCCUUCAAAAGAGGUUAUUUUGAUGAAAGAAUGAACGCCAUACUAGAGGAUUCAGGGGAUGACACAAAAGGUUUCUUUGACCCAAACACAAAAGAUAAUCUAACUUAUCUUCAGCUGAUGCAAAGGUGUGUCACUGAUCCAAUAACUGGACUGUGUCUCCUCCCUCUCCUCUCCAAGUCAGACUGCCUGAAUUUGACCUUUAUUGACUACCAAACUAAAAUGACUUUCAAAGAGGAGAAGGUCAACGUGACAUACGGGAAGUACAUGGGAAUGACAGUAUCUCUGUGGGAACUCCUCAUGUCAGAAUACUUUGAUGAACACCAGAGGCGAGACAUCACUCAAAAGUUUAGAGAGGGGAAGCUCAAUAUCAAGAUGGUUACCACAACAAUUCUGGAAGUCAUUGAAAAGUCUGUGAAAACAACAAACUGCGUCUUUAAAGGCAUCAGAGAAACUGUUACAGCCAAACAGCUUGUGGACGCAGAUAUCAUUAGUAAAGAGGUUAUGGAGGAUCUGAAAAAGGGAAAAACGUCAGUGAAGGAAGUGAUGGCAGAUGGAAGUGUAAAUGUCUACCUACAGGGGAAAGACAGCAUUGCAGGCAUUUUGCUUCCUGAUUCUCAAAUCAUGAGCAUUUACCAGGCCAAACAAAAAGGGAAGUUGAUGCCAGGAACUGCUCUGAUUCUACUGGAGGCACAAGCAGCAACCGGGUUCAUCAUUGACCCAAUCGGAAACAGAAAGUUUUCAGUGGAUGAUGCAGUCAAAGCAAAGGUUGUGGGGCCUGAUGUGUGUCAAAAGUUGCGCUCAGCAGAGAAAGCGGUCACUGGAUACAAAAAUCCAUAUGAUGGCCAAAUAAUCUCAUUGUUCCAAGCCAUGCAAAAUGAUCUCAUCGUCAAAGACCAUGGAAUUCGACUCUUGGAAGCACAAAUUGCCACUGGUGGGAUCAUUGACCCAGUGAACAGCCAUCGCAUUCCUGUCCAUGUGGCCUAUAAGAAGGGAUACUUCAAUGAGGAAAUUAACGAGAUACUGGCUGACCCAAGUGACGACACCAAAGGAUUCUUUGACCCCAACACCCAUGAGAACCUGACAUACUUGCAGCUCAUGGCGAGAUGUGUUAGAGAUCCUAGUACAGGUCUUUUUCUCUUGCCACUCAAAAGCAAAAGCAACAGAAUUAACAUAGAUGAAAAUUUGAAGGAGACGUUCAAAGCAACAAUAGUUACUGUUAAAUAUGGAAGGUUCAAAGACAAACACACAACACUUUGGGAACUUAUCAAUUCAGAGUAUUUGACAGAGGACAAAAGACGGGAGCUUUUCAAGCUCUUCAAAUCAAGGAAAAUCACAAUCGAGCAACUGACUGUCACCAUUUUAGAGAUCAUUGAGAGUAAGGAGAUAAAACAGCAAGCAGGGCUGAACUUUACGAGUCUCAGAGGAGAGGUCUCUGUGGUGGAUCUUUUGCAACUUGAAAUAGUGAAUGAAACAACUUACAACAGUUUGAUUGAUGGAACGAUAAAAAGCACUGAUGUGAUGAACAUGGAAAGUGUGAGAGAUUACCUACAUGGGAAAAGUUGUGUAGCUGGAGUGAUACUGCAACCCUCCAAUAAAAAGCUGAGCGUCUAUGAGGCACAGAGAAUCGGCAUUCUCACACCUGGCACUGCCCUCUGCCUACUUGAAGCACAAGCGGCCACAGGGUUUAUUGUUGAUCCUUUGCAAAACAAGAAACUCACAGUAAAACAAGCUAUCAGAGAAAAGUUGAUUGGUCCACAGAUGCAUGAAAAGCUGUUGUCUGCAGAGAGGGCGGUCACUGGAUACACAGAUCCAUACACUGGUCAAAAGAUCUCUCUUUUCCAAGCUUUACAAAAGGAUCUGAUUGUCAAGCAGCAUGGCCUCCGUUUACUUGAGGCCCAGAUUGCUACAGGUGGUAUCAUUGAUCCUUUGAAGUGUCUUCACUUACCUCUUGAGGUUGCAUACAGGAAAGGGUAUUUUGAUGCAGAACUUAAUAAGGCCCUAACAGAUCCGACUGAUGACACAAAAGGGUUUUUUGACCCAAAGACACAACGUAAUUUGACAUACAUGGAGAUGCUAGGUAGAUGUGUAAAAGAUAAGGAAACAGGACUGUUUCUCCUGCCACUGACUGACAAGCCAAAAGCUACUGAGACAAAGGUAAAAAUGUACACGGACACAGAGAUAAAGCAAGAGCUUCAAAAGACAACAAUGACCGUAUCAGUAGGACACUACUCAGGAAAAUCUGUUUCUCUCUGGGACUUGAUUCACUCUGGGUACUUUACCGAGGAUCAGCAGCUUGAAUUCAUUGAGAAGUACAGAGCAAGAAAGAUUACCACAGAAACCAUAAUUACAUCAGUGAUUUCCACCAUUAAAAAACUGGAGAAGAGCAAAACUUCCACGAUGAUAAUGGGCCUGAGAAAACCGGUCUCUGCACAAAAGCUACUAGAUUCUGAUGUUAUUGAUGCAGACACAUUCAAACAGGUGAAUAAAGGAAAAUUCACGCUUGAAUCAGUUGUCCAACAUGAACCUGUGAGAGGAUACCUUAAGGGAACCGGAAGCAUUGCUGGAAUAAAAGUUCAUCCAUCUCAACAAGUAAUGAGCAUAUAUGAGGCAAAAAAGGAAGAUCUGUUGACACCUGGCAUUGCACUUCUACUGCUUGAGGCGCAGGCAGGAACAGGAUGGAUCAUUGAUCCUCUGAAAAACAAGAACUAUACUGUUGAUGAGGCAGCAAAAGAAAAAAUAAUUGGACCAGAUUUACAUGAGCAACUUCUCUCAGCUGAAAGAGCUGUCACUGGCUACAAAGAUCCAUACACUGAUGCAACAAUAUCACUGUUUGAAGCCAUGGAUAAACAGCUGAUUCAAAAAAGUGAUGGUAUACGUCUUCUUGAGGCGCAGAUGGCAACUGGAGGAAUCAUAGACCCAAAUCAAAGUCACAGACUACCUGUUCAUGUUGCUAUCAAAAAGGGAUAUCUGGAUGACGAAAUCAGCAAAACUCUGUUGAACCCAGAUGAUGACGCAAAGGGAUUUUUUGACCCAAACACUAAAGAGAAAAUCUCUUACCAUCAGCUGAUAAAGCAAUGCGAGAAAGAUCCUGAAACUGGGCUACUUCUUCUACCCCUGUACAAAGAGCAAUCCCAUGUAUUUCACACUGAUGAGCAAAUAGAGCUUACACUCAAAAACAAAGCUAUCAUCAUAAAUGCAGGGAGAUUUAAAGACAAAGAAGUGACAUUGUGGGAAGUGUUACUCUCUGAAUAUAUUUCGGAACAAAAAAGGGAGCAGCUCAUACAACAAUACAAGAAAGGAGCCACGAAAAUAGAGGAGCUCAUUGAAAUACUCACUGUUAUUGUUACAGAAGUUUCAUCCAAAGAAAGAAAGUUUAAAGGACUUCGAAAGCAAGUUUCAGCCAGUGAGUUGUUUGAGUCUAAGAUUAUCUCAAAAGAGCUUUUCACACAGAUAAUACAAGGGGAAAUAACCGAAGAUAAUGUUGACAAGAUGGAAUCGAUUCAAAAAUACCUCGGAGCUACAAACUGUAUAGCAGGUGUCAGAAUUGAAUCUACAAAGAAAGUGAUGAGCAUCUACGAGGCCAAGACAAAACGCCUGCUGACCCCUGGGACAUCUCUUAUACUGCUUGAGGCACAAGCUGCCACUGGUUUUGUCAUUGACCCAGUGAAAAACAAGAAACUCUCUGUAGAGGAAGCUGUGGCUCAAGGAGUGGUUGGCAGUGAGUGGAAAAAAAAACUGCUUUCAGCAGAAAGGGCAGUGACAGGAUACAUAGAUCACUACACUGGAAACACAAUUUCAUUGUUCCAAGCCUUGAAAAAAGAUCUUAUUGUGAAAGAUCAUGGAAUUCGUCUCCUUGAAGCCCAAAUUGCCACUGGAGGCAUAAUUGACCCAGUGCACAGUCACAGAGUACCUGUACAGGUGGCAUACACAAGAGGUUACUUUGAUGAAGAAAUGAACCAGAUCCUGUCCGACCCUGAUGAUGACACCAAGGGCUUCUUUGAUCCCAACACUCAAGAGAACAUCACAUAUCUUCAGCUGGUUGAGAGGUGUGUCACAGAUCCCAUUACAGGCCUCAGUUUACUAUCAUUGAAAAAGUGAAUGAAACCAAAGCUUUCUUCAUGCAUUUCAUUUUCUGUUGUGCUUGCACUCUUAGAUUUUUACUCAACAGAAUUCAGGAUGUUGAAACACGAGAGAAAAAUACACGCAUACUGUUGUUCUCCAACUACUGUUACUUGUAAUGCUUCAGUUACAACUGCUUGUUGUGGAGUGUAGAUUAUUUGAACCAGCACCCACAAAACAAGUGACACUGACACAACUCCAUUUUGGAAUUUAGCCAUUCUUAACCCCCCUCAAAAUAAAUCAACUUUGAGAAAUGUUGAAUUUAGUGGCCGUAAAACUCUAUUAAACUGAUGAAAUCAUCUCUUUUCUCAAAACAUACAUACAGAUCUUACAUAGAUAAACACUUAAAAUAGAGCAUAUUGUUUUUAAAUCUUUGUUUUCUGCAUUCUUGGCUGUUACUGGGAAAUAACAUCGUAGAUUUGCAAUACUUUUUGGGGAUUUUGUAUUCUUCUGCACAGCACUUGGGUCUGGAUGUUUUAGAGUGCUUAAUAAAUAAAGUUGGAUUGGAUUUGUGGGAAUUAUGAAUUGUAGUAUCGUAUGUUGAUGUGGGUAGAUGGAGUUAAGCUUUGCCUAUAGAAGCUAGACUUAGUUAUGUUACCAUUUAGAACACUUAAUUACAAAUUAAGUUAUACUUUGCUUUCAUUUGAAGUCAGUCCUGCUCUUAUUGUAUUAUUGUAAAUUAUGUUUUGUUGAUACUAUUUCAUUAUAUGACCAACUAAACAAAUGAAAUACUAUAUAUAUUUUCUUUUAAAUAUUUUGUCAGAACAUCUUGACAUUUUUGGAAGUUGAUGUGUAUUGAAUAACACUUUCAAAUUAUUUCCUGAUUGAAGAGUCCUCACAUGUUGGACAACUCUUAAAUCACCCAUAAUCAUUUCUGUUCAACAACAAUAAAGCAAAUAAAAUGAAAAACAUUUGUUUUAUUUCAAACAAGA
Notothenia coriiceps (black rockcod) is the source of this 6421-nucleotide messenger RNA. RefSeq names its product epiplakin 1 (gene eppk1). Gene Ontology annotation, biological process: wound healing; intermediate filament cytoskeleton organization; hemidesmosome assembly. Gene Ontology annotation, molecular function: structural constituent of cytoskeleton; cadherin binding; ankyrin binding. Gene Ontology annotation, cellular component: focal adhesion; hemidesmosome; perinuclear region of cytoplasm. The record is from RefSeq and is a predicted model, not a curated record. Lineage: Eukaryota; Metazoa; Chordata; Actinopteri; Perciformes; Nototheniidae. The coding region runs from base 219 to 5468 and encodes 1749 amino acids. The transcript is spliced from 3 exons.